Messenger RNA from Neolamprologus brichardi, 2375 nucleotides. RefSeq names its product tyrosyl-tRNA synthetase 1 (gene yars1). Lineage: Eukaryota; Metazoa; Chordata; Actinopteri; Cichliformes; Cichlidae. Gene Ontology annotation, biological process: tyrosyl-tRNA aminoacylation. Gene Ontology annotation, molecular function: ATP binding; tyrosine-tRNA ligase activity; tRNA binding. The record is from RefSeq and is a predicted model, not a curated record.
CUGCACUCUGAACUCGAUUACUUCCGCCUAGAAUCGAUAGCAGAGCGGAGGCUGUCGCUGAUGCAACACUGACAGGUCCGUUCAGCCGGUUUCUCUCACCCAGGACUCUUUGAAAGAAGACGGGUUUUGAGUCGGAGCACCCAGCACCAUGGCAGAUCAGCUGAGUCCAGAUGAGAAAUUUAACCUCAUCACCAGGAACCUCCAGGAGGUCCUUGGAGAGGAGAAGGUGAAGCAGGUCCUUCAGGAGAGAGAGCUCAGGGUUUACUGGGGCACAGCAACCACUGGCAAACCCCACGUAGCUUACUUUGUCCCCAUGUCUAAGAUAGCAGACUUCCUCAAAGCUGGAUGUGAGGUCACUGUUCUGUUUGCAGACUUGCAUGCUUACCUAGACAACAUGAAAGCUCCCUGGGAGCUGCUGGAGCUCAGGGUCAAAUACUACGAGCAGGUUAUCAAGGCCAUGCUGGAGAGCAUCGGUGUGUCUCUGGAUAAACUCAAGUUUGUCAAAGGAACUGACUUCCAGCUCAGCAGGGAGUACACUCUGGAUGUGUACCGCCUGUCCUCCAUGGUGACAGAGCACGAUGCUAAGAAGGCUGGAGCUGAGGUGGUGAAACAGGUGGAGCAUCCUCUCCUGAGUGGUCUGCUGUACCCCGGCCUACAGGCUCUGGAUGAGGAGUACUUGAAAGUGGAUGCUCAGUUUGGAGGUGUUGACCAGAGGAAGAUUUUCACUCUGGCAGAGAAGUACCUGCCCUCUCUCGGCUACGCUAAACGUGCCCACCUGAUGAACCCGAUGGUGCCGGGGCUGACGGGGGCUAAGAUGAGCUCUUCAGAAGAGGAAUCGAAAAUCGAUCUCCUGGACUCCAAAGAGGAUGUAAAGAAGAAGCUGAAGAAGGCUUUCUGUGAGCCGGGCAACAUCCAGAACAAUGGAGUUCUCUCUUUUGUCAAAUAUGUCCUCUUCCCUCUACGAGGAGUGUUCUCCAUCAAGAGAGACGCAAAGUGGGGCGGAGACAAAGUUUACAGUGUGUUUGAGGAAGUGGAGAAGGACUUCGCUGCAGAGAUGAUCCACCCUGGAGACCUGAAGGCCUCUGUGGAGGUUGCACUAAAUGAGCUACUGGAGCCAAUUAGAAAGAAGUUCGAGUCUCCUGAGCUCCGUAAACUUACCAGCAACGCCUAUCCUGAUCCCUCAAAGACAAAAGCAGGAGGGAAGGGCGUUAAGGCCGGAGGAGGAGGAGGUGGUGGUGGAGGAGAGGACGAUGAGCUGGCUCCAUCCAGACUGGACAUCAGAGUGGGAAAGAUCCUCAGUGUGGAGAAGCAUCCAGACGCUGAUUCUCUGUACCUGGAGAAGAUCGAUGUAGGAGAGCCUGAGCCGAGGACGGUAGUCAGUGGGCUGGUGGCCUACAUUUCACAGGAGGACCUGCAGGACAGACUGGUGUUGGUGCUAUGCAAUCUGAAACCCCAGAAGAUGCGUGGGAUCGAGUCUCAAGCCAUGCUGCUGUGUGCCUCUAUUGAGGGCGAGCCCAGAAAGGUGGAGCCUCUGGAUCCUCCAGAAGGUUCGUUGCCAGGAGACAGGGUCUUUGUGGAAGGGUAUGGGUCAGGCAAGCCAGAUGAUAGACUUAACCCAAAGAAGAAGGUGUGGGAGAAACUCCAGGUUGACCUGAAGAUAUCAGACGAGUGUGUAGCUCAGUGGAAGGACAAGCAGCUGAUGACCAAACUGGGGCAGAUCACAUGUAAGACGCUCAAAGGAGGGAACAUCAGUUAAACACGCAAACGCUGAAGCUGCUCCUGCUCGCCACAGCAACAGUACUUCCAUCGAGUCGCCAUGGCAGCAGCAUCAAGCUUCAUCUGGAUGUUCCCUGAAGAGUGACGGCACAUGAUGCCUUGUGUCUUACAUGUUUUAAACUCUCUUAUCACGCAUCAAUGGAAAAGCAUAUGAAAGAUAAAAAUGAUGUAAUUAACAACCUGAUUCAUUACUUUUCCUUUCUUUGAAGUUGUUUAGUGUUACUAGUACACAUAUGGGGAAGAAAGGGCCUUUUCAGUUAAAGGACUCUGGUCUUUAUAGCUCAUUCGUGGAAGUAGCCAAUGAAAAAUAUCUCAGGUUUCCUAAAAGGGACUGAACGUUUCCUUAGUUACCUGUUUUACUGUUUGCCUUCAUGGUAAAUGUGAACAUCAGGACUGUGGCCAAUCUGCCAAAUCUGCUUACUAAACAAAGUUUUAUGGGUUCCCAACAUCCUAUGUAUAUAAAAAUCAAUAUGCCUUGUACUAUAUGACGGUUGUAUUUUGACUGAUGUUGCACAGAAAUCCAGAUCUGAACAUUAGUUGUUAUAAUCAAACCAUGCAUCAUCAUCUCUCAUGUGUAAUAAACACUGGUUGAAGUCUGA